AAAGGUUGAAGGGUGGAAUGAACAUUGGUUUCGAUGAGCGUGUUCGGAGGAGACAGUUGGGGAAGAGAAGCACAGUACCGGAAGAGGAGAGUCGACGAUCUCCUGUUGGACACCGCCGAUCAUUCUUCCUACAGGAAGCUUCCUACCGGAAAAUAUGCCUGCCUCGUCUGCCCUCAUAAUCCAGUCCUCGAUACUCCUCUCAUGCUAUCUAUGCACAUGAAAGCAAGUCGCCACUGUGCUGCAGAAAGGAAGCUCAAACAAAGAGAAGAAGAAAGACAAAAUGACAUGAAUAAGAGAAUAGCCUUGUCACUAGAAUCAACUUCCAUGACCAGAACUGGUAACACAUCCACCAAGCAGACAAACUUAGCUGCAAAACCGUUGAUUGAGAGAACACGUAAGGCCACUUUGGAGGUACUUAAUGGUUAUCCUGAGAGAGGUGCUGCAAAUAACAGUCAAUCUAGAUGGCCAAUCCCCGAGAGAUCAUCUGAUUUGACCAAUUCAACCUCUGUUCAAAUGGAGGGAUCUGGUAAGGACGUUGUGCAGCUCCUAUCAGAUCAUCGAGAGCGCAGGGAGAGAGAACUUAGGUUCACAUCAGCUGGUUGGAAGCGCGACUGCCAUGGAGGGUGGUUUAGAGAUGAAAAUUUUCAUGCAGGUUGAAUUUGAUUCUGAUGAAGAAGAUCCAAAUGUUUCUCUUGCAAUUGGAGAAUGAGUGAUGAUUAUUCAUCGAUGGUGUAAUCAACUAGAUCUUGUAAGCAAUGCACAGAAGAAUCUAUGGCGUCUGAACUAUUGUGGCGCUCUGGUAAGAUCUGAAGGAUAAAUUGUUUCUUUGUGAUAAACUACUAUAAGAUAAACAACUGAUCAAUCGUAUAAAAAACAAUUCAUGUGUACAAAUUUUAUUAACAAAAUCACUAAUUUAUACGCGCUCUGUGGC
Messenger RNA from Cynara cardunculus var. scolymus (artichoke), 931 nucleotides. Its product is annotated as sodium channel modifier 1-like. Lineage: Eukaryota; Viridiplantae; Streptophyta; Magnoliopsida; Asterales; Asteraceae. Gene Ontology annotation, biological process: RNA splicing. Gene Ontology annotation, cellular component: nucleus. Bases 34 to 657 code for a protein of 207 amino acids. The record is from RefSeq and is a predicted model, not a curated record. The transcript has 3 exons.